Molecule: messenger RNA, 816 nt
Organism: Monodelphis domestica (gray short-tailed opossum)
Lineage: Eukaryota; Metazoa; Chordata; Mammalia; Didelphimorphia; Didelphidae
Source: RefSeq, a predicted model, not a curated record
AAGCCCUGGGAAAGGAUUCUGUGUAGGAAAGGAAUUGUGGGAGUUCUAAAACAGAAAAUAACUGAACUUCCCUUCCAUGUUGGAUUUCAUCUUACAUCCCUCUAGGACACUUCCCCAUUACAGUGUUAAGUUUCUUAAAGGGCCAAGAAAACGAAACUGAACCUUAACCGGGAGGAGCCAAGGGAGGAUUAUAAAAGGAGCGCGCAAAGGACCUGGAUUCCGGCUCUGCGCGGUCUUCGUCUCCCCUUCCAGUGAGUACCCCUUCAAGCAGGCUUCUCGCUCCCAGGCAUCGGGAGCCACAGUGCCACCAUGUGGCAGAAGUCAAUGCUGCUCCUUCUGGGCUACCUGCUGCUGUCCAGCUGCUACGUGGAUGCCUGCUCUGAUGAAUCUGAUGAUGAUUGUGGGAUCUGGAAUGCCCUUCCAUAUAUGGUGGUAGGAGGAGGGUUGUUGGCUUUUGGCCUGCCAGCCUUGGGGUUCACAAGUGCGGGCAUUGUUGCCAAUUCUGUGGCCUCGACCCUCAUGAGCUGGUCAGCAGUGAUAAAUGGUGGUGGUGUGCCAGCUGGUGGGCUUGUGGCCACCCUACAAAGCCUUGGAGCUGGGAUGGGCACCACGGCCUUGGCUGGGGUAGGAGCCACAGUUGGCUAUGAGGUCCACCAGAAUUUUGUGUGCCAAAAGGAGAAAGUGAAAGAAUUAGAGUGAGUAGGAUGGAGCAUCUGCCAAUAACUGACCAGCCAAUCAGAGGACAGAUGACCAGAAACCAUGGAGGGGAGCUCAGAAUUCUGGAUGAAUACACUGAAUAAAUCUGCUCACCCAAAA